Molecule: messenger RNA, 3469 nt
Organism: Puntigrus tetrazona (Sumatra barb)
Lineage: Eukaryota; Metazoa; Chordata; Actinopteri; Cypriniformes; Cyprinidae
Gene: arhgef15a
Product: Rho guanine nucleotide exchange factor (GEF) 15
Exons: 16
Coding region: 150-2858 (902 amino acids)
Biological process (GO): activation of GTPase activity
Molecular function (GO): protein binding; guanyl-nucleotide exchange factor activity
Source: RefSeq, a predicted model, not a curated record
AGGGACCAGAGGACAAGAUCUGAAAGGGGAAGUAACCAUCAUUAGUGGCAUUUAUUAACAACACUCAUAACAACUUUCUCACAAGGGUAACGCUCCGGAGGAAGAAAACUAUUUCUUUAUAUAUUGUGUGUGGCAGCUCUGAAUGCUCAAUGAAAGACAUGAGAAUUGUUUUGAAGCCUCAAAUGAUGGAUCAGUCAAACCGUAAAACGUCCAAUGGAAAACCUGCCAUUCCACCAAAACCAAACCUUAACGCUUCACGCCAGUCCAGUCAACAAGGAGCGGACAAGCAAAUGUCCGUAAACUACAAUAGUAAAGUGAGAAGAUAUUCUGAAAAUAUGAGCCACGAUGGAAGGUCUGUGAUGGUUGGAACUAGAUUGUCAUGUCCACCCAGGGCAAAGGACCAAGCAGAGGAUAUAUCUUCAUUUUCAAGACUUGUGAAAAAUGGACAGAUACUGGGGGAAAGAAAUCUUCAGCGGGCAGUAGAUGAUGUGGAUGUAGGUCGAUCAGCUCCUGAUGGCAGUGAGGUGAAUAAUCAUCAGGGCUCAACUGUGCCACUUACCCAUUCAGAGGAGAAACACUGUCACUGCCUCUGCCAUCUUCAAAGGCCUGGAAUGAAACUAGUCUGGGUUCCUCUAAACGAGAAUAAAAAUGACAUGGAUACUGCAAUUGAAAAGAAUUACAAACAUCAAAACAGAGGGGGUCAGAGAAAUCAGGAUGUUUCACAUCUAACCAGUAAUAAAGUCAGUUGCCCACUGAACAGCCCAUCUCCCAAUUCAAAACCCCAAGCGUUGCCUCCAUGUAUAAACUGCCAAAGUUUUCUGAUUCACCACAGUCCUCAUAAAUUAGCAGGAAAUGGAUUUGCAUAUGCUAAUGAGUCAUUCCAAAGCCAUCCGAAACCUCCUUUACCACCAAGGACUUAUCUGUCAUCUGAAUAUCAAAAUAUCCAACAGUAUGAACAGCUGGAGCACUCCAGUGCUCAUAUAUAUUUGGAUAUUUUGCCAUCAAAUGACAAUAAAGCUACCCCUCCAGCUAUCCCCCCUCGACCUCCCCCACGACUUCCAAUACAUCCUCAAUCCGCCCAAAAGACAAAGAAACGGUCCUCCCACUCAGCGCUGGCAUGUGUAGUCUCUCUUAGAGGCUGCGGCCCACCAAUCAGAAACACCAGAAGCGGUGAGAAUGGAAAAUCAUCCCGCCCCAUAUCUAUGCCAAACCCAUCAGGUAAGAGCUAUGAAAAUGAUGAUUUUGAAGACUGGGAGUCUAUUGACACAGAAGCGCUGUGUGACAAAACAGGAAGCCCACGCAGAAUAUCCAGUGACUGGGAACCAAACAGUGACUAUGAACCUCUGUAUCAGAUCUACCAGGCAAAAGUCUUAAAAGAAGCCAGUCAGAUCCAGUCUGAUAGUCCUGAUUGCGACAGGAGGACUGUUAGUGAAACCCUGGGUCUCGAGGGUCCCGUAGGUCUUGGGGUGAUUGGAACCCGAUUCAAGAGAGGCCCUGAAGAGAUUACACUCUGGCAGGAUUUACCAGUGGUGAAGGAAAGUGGACUGUUACAUAAACUCACUCGCACUGAAAUACAGAGACAAGAGAGCAUGUUUGAGGUGCUCACCUCUGAGGCUUCCUACCUGCGCUCCUUGCGUGUUCUGAAGGAUCAUUUCCUGGGCUCACGGGAACUCAGUGAGACUCUGGUCAUUCAUGAUAGGAGGGCCCUCUUCUCCAACCUCUUGCAGGUCUAUGAAGUCAGUGAGAGCUUUAUAGGGGAUCUGCUGAAGCGAGUAGAUGAGAGUGUGGUGAUAUCUGACGUCUGUGACAUCAUUUAUGAGCACUCAGAGAACCAUUUCUCCAUCUUUAUUGAUUAUGUCCGAAAUCAGCAGUACCAAGAGAAAACCUACAGCAGACUUAUGGAGAAUAACAGAGAUUUUUCUCUUGUGAUGAGGCGACUAGAGUCAUCUCCUCUCUGCAAACGUCUGCCUUUCACAUCCUUUAUGCUUCUGCCUUUCCAACGAAUUACCCGCAUUAAAAUCCUUAUACAGAAUAUACAAAAGCGGACGGCAAAGGGCACUAAAGAAGAGGAAACAGCUUCCAAGGCCCUGGCUUCAGUCUCCAAGCUAAUCGCACAGGCAAACACACAGGUGGGGCAGAUGAAACAGAUGGAGGAGCUUAUUCAUAUCUCUAACAAGCUGGAGUUCGACAAGCUCAAGGCAAUUCCAAUUGUUUCUAAAACACGGUGUCUAGAAAAACAGGGAGAACUACAAGAGCUAUGUAAAAGAGGGUCUCUCUUCAGCAUCCGCAACAAAUGUACCCCUGUGUACAUGCUACUCUUCAAUGACCUUCUCAUUCUCACAACAAAGAAAAGUGGCUGUCCAGACCGCUUUAUAGUGAUUGAUCAUGCUCAUCGGUCUCUGGUUCAGGUACAGGCCACAGAAAACAAUCUUGGGCCACAAUUGGAUCACUGUUUCAGCUUGACCCUCCUGGAAAACCAUCGGGGGAACACCUGUGAACACUUGCUUAAGGCUAACACAGAGUCAGACAUGCAUAGGUGGAUGGCUGCUUUCCCAUCGAUUAAAGCAGCCCUCGGGGAAGAGAAGAUUUAUGAGGACUGGGACUGUCCUCAAGUGCAGUGCGUCAGUCAGUAUGUAGCAAAACAGGCAGACGAGCUAAGCUUGAAGCCAUGUGACAUCAUCAACGUGCUGCGCAAAACCAGUGAAGGUUGGUAUGAAGGUAUGCGUGUCUCUGAUGGAAAAAAGGGCUGGUUUCCAGCAGAGAAUACAUCAGAAGUGACCACUGAUCACCAGAGACGGAGGAACGUGAGGGAGAAGUACCAAAUUGCACAAGCAACCAGUCAGAACAGCCCAAGUUGACCCCUGUAUAAUUGCUGCCCACAUCAUUCACCCUCAAGCCUCAAAAGCAUCCUGUCACUCACAAAAACAAAGUUGUCUGGCAUAAACACUCAUUUUCUAUCGAGGCAGGAAGUUGGAGCUUAUUAGUAUCAUCUUUAGGAAUAUGAAGAUCAUCAAAAUUGAUUGGAAAAAUGCAUAAAAGCUAGCUUGGAUUGUGAAAAAUUAAUUUUAUUAGAUCUGCUGUUGUCAUGGUGACGAACAGGACGAGCCCCUUCCAUUGUGCUGUCGGGCUCCACCUUCAGCUCCAUAGAAACAGUGCAGGCAAGUUUUAUUGCUACAUUCAUUCAAAAAACAAAAAAACAUUUCUUUUUGGAUUAUCCAUGCCAAUGUACCAUAUUUACAGGUGACGCAAUACAAUAUUUACUAACGUGUAUUUUGUAUUUUUUUAAAAGCUAGAUUUAUUUUGUAAAUACUGAUUGCACAUUUAAUUCUUUCUCAAAAAGUAUAAGCAAUUACCUUUUAGGGGUGUCAUCCUACAGCUGGCAAUGAGUGGUUUUUUUGAUCUGUAAGAGUAUAAUGAAUACAGAAAUGAAUGCUUUAAGCAUGGCCGUGCAUAAAGUUAUUAAUCUCAA